CUGCUUUCGUUUUCAUUCGGAAUAAACAUAUUUGUUUUGCGAAAAAUUUAGGAAAAAUUGUCGCCUCGUUGUUAUUAAAAUUACGUAAAAAUUUUGAAAUAUUUUUUAACAUUAUGAGCUAAAUUUUACUAAUAAAAACUGGAAUUCUUCCAAACCAUAUCUAUACAAAUGGAUACGAAACAUAGAAUGACGUAAAAAAGAAAAGAGGAAGAGCAGUGAAAAAAUAUAUUUUUGGAUAAUAUUAAACGGUAACAAGAUUCGUUGAAAUCGUUAAAUGCAAUAUGAGUAAGCCCGAAACGGAUUCAGACAGCUCGGAAGAGUAUUUCGAUGCGGAAGAUUCGACGCCAAAUCGCCUAUCAACCUUAAGUCGUAAAACUUUAACGUCUUCUAUCCAAGAAACUCAGGAUUAUAUUUUUCCCGAGCCAGCUGUAAAAAUUAAUGCCUCUUCCGAUAGCGAUGCCACACCCAUUGGAACGGGCACACCCGCAACUAGUAGUCCUACAAGCAGUCUUAGUGCUCGAUGUGCCAAACAAGAUUGCUUUAUUGAACCGAAGCCCAUGCAAAGCACCUAUGGUAGACAUCGAUUUCAUGAACUUCGCCAGUGUAUGCAAAAUGAUGAAGAUGAUAUUCCUGGGAACACACUAACGCCGGACUCUCAGAAUAGUUCAACUGAUGGCAUGUUUACCAAUCGUCCUACCCAUCCUUUCAAGGUGAUUGAAAAUGAUUCAAUAAGUUUACAAAGCAUGUCUUCUUUGGGGCGUGUAGGCCGGAUUUUGGCUGGUAGUAUAGAUCCGUCAGGCAUUAGCAUUGACCGGGAAUUCCUUGCCAGCAGUACUAUUGCUGAGAGUGGCCAGCAACCACAAUCAUUUCAACAAUUGCAACAACAACAACAACAGCUUCAACAAUAUCAACAACAACUAAAUAACUCAAAUGUUGGCAGUGGAGGAAUAACAGAAACGAGUACUUUAAAACACGCUGGUACCCAGUCCAAUCCAAACGAUAUUGGUGUUAAUCGCAUCCCAUUAUCGUUGGAAAUUUCGUUUAAACAACCUCAGCUUGGUUCGAACACAACACAAGUUCCUGCUUUGUCUACAGAAAACAAAGUCGUCCUUCAAGAACCAGAUGUUAUAGCGAGCACAAAAUUGGCACAUUCGAAAACUACCGAUUCUAUAACGUCAAGCGGACCAAUAGCACCACCUAGACGUAAGAAAAAAUGUAGAAAAUUUUCCUCCAGUUCUUCGGAACAAUUUAAUUUAAAUGAAGGUAUGCGUUUGCCGGCAGUUGACACAGACACGGACAGCGAUACGAGGUCGGUGAAAAGUGUACGGGAUGUGCAGCAGAAAUUACGUGAGGAUCUGGUGAAGGAUAUAGAAAACAGUUGGGCAGAAACUGCUUCAUUGACAAAUAAACGUAAUGAGAUAGUUCCUUGUACUGGCGGAUUCUUUAAUUCGACUAUAUUGGGUGUUAGCGGAUUUAAUGCUAAUGCUUCGUCUAAUACGCCUUUGAAUGCUUCUAACAGUUUGAUGGCUCCUUCGUCGUCAACAGCAUCUCAUAGUCAAACAUUGACCUGUAAUACUCGACCCGUGACGACGGCCGCUUUAGGGGGAUCAAUUAAUCGCAUCUCCCAUUCUUUGGGUAAUAGUUCUAUAUCAGUAUAUUCUAAAGCAAGUCCCACUAAUUCGGCUAAAAGUAAUUCUGCACCUGGCCGUGUCAGCUCGAUUGAUCCCACGCAAGGUUUAAAUCUUUAUAAAGCCAUUCAAGGCGGAUAUGUAGUUAAACCCCGAGAUGAGGAGUGUAAUAAAGCUGAAGGACCUACUCAAGAAGAGAUUGAACGUAUCGAACGUAUAUUAAACGAUAAUAUUCAGCGUCCCAAACUAGCCGGCACGGGUUCAAAUAGCUUGGGCAGUACCACGAGAUAUCCUUCGUUGAUCUAUCGUUCAGGUAACGAUAAGGAACGGCGCAAAUCAGCUGGAGAUGAGGAUGUUCUAAAACAAAUGAAUAUAUACGUACGAACGCGUACGAAUUCUGGUAAGCAAUUAUCUGAUUUCGAGAUACUCGAGCAAGUACCGGUUAAAAAUCUUGACACUGGUGAAAAUAUGCCAUUAUCUGAAGUGCGUCCGCCGCCCGUGCCCGAGGGAUGGAAUCCUCUCUCAUUGCACAUAUUGAAGCUUACCUCGCAUCUUGAAGUUAUACAAAAAGAGUCCGAUGACGAAAGUGUUAUAGGCAUACCGCCUAGCAAUGAGAGUCAACAGCAAGAUGAAGAGGAAGGUGAAACCGAGGAUGGUAGCCGUCUGAAAAAGAAGACGGCGAAAAUUAAGCGUUUCUUUGGUUCGACAGUGCGAAGAACAGUUGACAAGGCUAGGUCUUUUGCAUCCGAAGUAUCUCAUGCCCGCCAUAAAGAAGAUGUUGCUGAUAUUGUAGACGUCAUGAAUCCUGAGCAGAAUAUAAAAAUAAAAGCCUCCUCAACGAAUAAGGGUCCGUAUGAAUUUACCAAGUUGCAGCAUGUUCAGGAUUUAUCUGGAGAGCAUACCGGUGCUGUAUGGUGUAUGAAAUUCAGUUCAUGUGGCCGUUUGUUAGCCACUGCUGGUCAAGAUAAAGUAUUACGCGUCUGGGUCCUUAAAGAUGCCUAUCCGUUUUUCCAGGAUUUAAGAAAUAAGUAUAAUGCUGAUCAGAAAUCAUCACCUACACCGUCGCAAGAGUCCUUAGUGUCUCAACAUUCGGCUGAGGAAGCUAUUGCGAUGGCGACGGCUGCCGAACAAUGCACUGGUCCAUUCAUGCCCAAGUCAUUCUGUACCUACAUGGGACAUACGUCCGAUUUGCUUGAUGUCUCAUGGUCGAAAAAUUACUUUAUCUUAUCCAGUUCAAUGGAUAAAACAGUUCGAUUAUGGCAUAUUACUCGCAAAGAAUGUCUCUGCUGUUUUCAGCAUAUUGAUUUUGUUACCGCAAUUGCGUUUCAUCCACGCGACGAUCGUUACUUUUUAAGCGGUAGUUUAGAUGGCAAAUUGCGGCUUUGGAAUAUUCCUGACAAAAAGGUCGCCGUCUGGAAUGAAGUGGAUGGGAAAACGAAACUCAUAACUGCAGCGAAUUUUUGCCAAAAUGGCGAAUUCGCAGUGGUCGGCUCGUACGAUGGUCGCUGUAUUUUUUACAACACGGAUCAACUGAAAUAUCAUACACAAAUUCAUGUGCGUUCAACUCGUGGAAAAAAUCGUAUUGGCCGAAAAAUCAGUGGCAUUGAGCCAAUGCCUGGAGAAGAUAAGAUAUUGGUUACUUCAAAUGACAGUCGGGUGCGACUCUAUGAUUUGCGUGAUUUAAAUUUGUCAUGCAAAUAUAAAGGCUAUAUAAACAUCUCCUCGCAAAUUAAAGCCUCAUUUAGUCAUGACGGCAAGUACAUAAUAGCCGGUUCGGAAAAUCAAUGUAUUUACAUAUGGAAAACCAAUCAUGACUAUUCAAAAUUAAGUUCCGUUCGAAGGGAUCGUAGUGAUUUUUGGGAAGGUAUUAAAGCCCAUAAUGCAACAGUUACGUGUGCUAUAUUUGCUCCACAUCCGGAAGCCAUUAUAAAACCAGAACCUGAUGAAAUUUCUAAUGAAAAACAAACUAAUAAUCAACCUGAUCCCUUGGUGGAGCAACACAAAAAAGGUUGUGGCUAUGUUAUGAUUAGUGCCGACUUCAAUGGUGCUAUUAAAGUUUUUAUAAAUAAAACUAAACCCAAACACAGUAGCUUACCUUACACGGCCAUAGCAGAUUAAUUAGUUCUAAAAUUAAAAUAACUAUAUUGAAAAAAAAAAAAAAACAAAAACGAAAACAUUUAACGAUUUUAAUUUGACUUGUAAUUAAAAAGGAAGAAAAAGAAGAAAAAGAAAAAAAAGGAAAAUGAAACCAAAUUUAAUAAUGAAAUUCUUUAUAAGAACGAAUUCUUGUGUAACAUGUUUCGAUGCGAAUGAUUUAUAUAAUUAAACUUUUAAUUCAAUUGGAAAAACAAACGAACGAUCGAUCGAUCGAUCGAUCGAUC
Messenger RNA from Glossina fuscipes, 4009 nucleotides. Its product is annotated as WD repeat-containing protein 44. The record is from RefSeq and is a predicted model, not a curated record. Gene Ontology annotation, molecular function: protein binding. NCBI's taxonomy places the organism in Eukaryota, Metazoa, Arthropoda, Insecta, Diptera, Glossinidae. The transcript is spliced from 10 exons. Bases 282 to 3746 code for a protein of 1154 amino acids.